CACAUGAGUUCGUGGUAACUGCAAUGAUGUAAACUUUUAAAUCCAUUCCGAGUUUUGACUUGUAACUAUGAUGGUUCAGUAUUUGUAAACUAAACCAACAUUCAUGCAACAAUUAUACAAUAUAUUAUAUUAUAUGAAAUAAAUUUUAUACUCAAGUUUUAUAAAAAUAAGAAAACAAUAUUAAAUCGUUACCCUUUUAUUGAUCAAAAUAUUGUCAUAUGUGUAUGUAGACACUAAUAUGAAUAUACAUCCAAUCAGACAAAGAAAUAUAAUACAUACAAGCAUAUACUGUAAAGAAAUAAACAAAUACCUCCAAUUGGACUAUGAAAUCAAAACAUAUUGUUUCAUUUUAACUGAUUCAUAGUUAUCUUACGUUGAGUGUAUAUAUGUUGAAUCAAAAAUUCUAGUUUCUAUGAAAUAUGCACAUUCAUUUUAUACAUAUUUGACAAGGUUAUAAAUAGAAAUGGUAAAUAUUUAGUUUUCUAUUCAAUGACUAUUUCAUAUAGUUUUAUUGAUUUAAUGAUGCAAUCUGUUCAAUAAAAUACAAACACUUAACUAUAUAUAUAUUUCAUAUGUAUUCAAUAAUAUGCAUAUAACAAUGGAUGAAUCUAAUAAGGAAUUAAUUAAUAAUGUACCACAUUCACGGAUAAAAACACGUCCAUCUGGAAAAUGUACAUUAGCUAGGAAACGUUUAAAACAAGUGUUUAAUAUGAGAAAAUAUUAUUUAUCAGUUAUUGGAUUGACAGGUUUUGAAGCAUUAUUAGUAUUAUGUCGAGUGAUAUUGGAAACAGAAUCAUUACGUUUACCUCCCGGAAAUACUCAACGAUUAAUUUUAGAAGGUCAAUUAGCUUUAGAAUGUUUAAGUUUAUUUACAUUGACAUUAUUCGUUGUGGAAGUUCCAUUUAAAAUAUGGGCUAUGGGAAUUCGUCAAUGGGGUCGUCAAUUAUUAUUUAUUAUAGAUGGUCUUAUAUGUGCAGUUUGUUUUUCAUUAGAUAUAUAUAAUAUUUAUCGACAUUCUAGUCGACCAUCAAGAGUGAUUACAUCAUCAAAAGUUUUAGAAUUAUGUAAUUAUUUACAUAUUACUUCACAAGCAGAUACAGCUUCAACAUUUGCUGAAAUCUUUGGUCUUAUGAUUGUUUAUAGAUUAUGGUAUAUUAAAAGAUUUAUAAAAAAAACAGUAUUGAUUAAAAGUAAACAAUCAGUUAAAAGAAUUCAAGAACUUCAACAAGUUUAUGGAGAAGCUGAUCAACGUAUUAAUCAAUUAGAAAAUAUAUUACAAGAACAAAUAGAACGUAAAGAUAAUUAUCGAUCAAUAUCGAAUGUAAUUUUAGAUAAUAAACAAGGACAACAACAAACAACAAGACCAAUGUCAAAGGUGAAUUAUUCCAAUCGUCCUGUACCACGUCAGUUUUCUAAUAUAGAACGUUAAUCAAUAUUUACAUAUCUAUAUCUACAUAUGUUUUAAGUUGUCAGUGUAUUCAUACCAUAAUAAUUAUUAUUACAAUAAGCCUUUUGCAUACCUUUUUUUGAUAUAAAAUUUAUACUACUGCUUUUAUUGUAAUAGUAGUAUAAAUGAGCUUUAAAAAAUAAAUUAUGUAGAGAGAUUAAAUUUUUCAUUUAGAAAAUUUAUAAACGACUAUAAUGUACUGCUUCUAAUCUAUGAUUUAUGAUGAAUUGUAUAAUAUGUCAAUAUAAAAUAAUAAUUUAAUAUUCUUC
Molecule: messenger RNA, 1716 nt
Organism: Schistosoma margrebowiei
Lineage: Eukaryota; Metazoa; Platyhelminthes; Trematoda; Strigeidida; Schistosomatidae
Source: the annotation of a GenBank genome assembly